Molecule: messenger RNA, 753 nt
Organism: Cladophialophora immunda
Lineage: Eukaryota; Fungi; Ascomycota; Eurotiomycetes; Chaetothyriales; Herpotrichiellaceae
Exons: 1
Coding region: 1-753 (250 amino acids)
Source: RefSeq, a predicted model, not a curated record
AUGACAGACAAUGACGAUGGCAAUUUUGAUGCCUUCAGAGACUGCCUGUUCUCACACGUGGUGGAAAAGCUCACUGCUGAUGGAACAAAGAAACCUUCCAAACGGUCGUCCCUAGGCAAAAAAGCCCGACAGAACCAGUCUGAGCCAUCUGGGCCCGAUGCUUCUGAGCUGGCCGACUUCUCAGAUUAUUUGGCCACCGAUAUCUUUGCGAACUUGCCGCGGCCAUUCCAGGAGCUAUCCUAUCAUGCACUGCAGAAUGAUGCUGUGCAAUCGGACAAGUGGUCCCUUCCGCUGACUCUGACUGUUGUUGAAGAGCUGUGUGCCCGUCUUCCGGGAGACAUCAACGACAGCUUGAUAGCAUAUGGACUCAUCGAGCCACCCAAAUCAGACAUCCAGUCCUUCAUGGCCCCGGUGCUCUCUGGCUACAUUUCCGCGGCGACAACACCCCCACCAAAAUGGUCCGAAACGCGGACAAAGGCGUGCGAGAUCUGCGAAAGAGACUGGGUUCCAAUGACCUACCAUCAUCUGAUACCGAAGCAAAUCCAUGCUAAGGUGCUCAAGAGGAAUUGGCAUGAAGAACAUCAGUUGAACAGCGUGGCGUGGCUGUGUCGAGCUUGUCACAGCUUUGUUCAUCGAAUGGCCUCCAACGAAGAGCUCGCCCGAGAGUGGUACACCGUCGAACUGAUAUGCCAGAGGGAGGAUGUUCAGAAGUGGGCCCAAUGGGUCCGACGUGUUCGCUGGAGGAAGACCUGA